Messenger RNA from Lutzomyia longipalpis, 633 nucleotides. Its product is annotated as general odorant-binding protein 72-like. Gene Ontology annotation, cellular component: extracellular region. The record is from RefSeq and is a predicted model, not a curated record. Gene Ontology annotation, biological process: sensory perception of smell; olfactory behavior. Gene Ontology annotation, molecular function: dibutyl phthalate binding; odorant binding. The transcript is spliced from 2 exons. The coding region runs from base 27 to 458 and encodes 143 amino acids. NCBI's taxonomy places the organism in Eukaryota, Metazoa, Arthropoda, Insecta, Diptera, Psychodidae.
CCAGUGAUAAGAAACAGUGAUAGAAAAUGGGAGGAAUCUACAAACUAGCAUCCCUUGUGGUGCUCCUUAUUGGACUAAAAAUCGCCAAUGCGGGAGUAACUUUCGAGCAAAUGCAGAAAGCUGGUGAACUCGUGCGUUCAAUUUGUCAACCAAAAUUCAAAAUAUCCGACGAACAAGCCAAUGGCUUCGGCAAGGCACAAUUUCCCGACGAUAAAAACUCCAAAUGUUACGUGAACUGCAUCUUUGAGAACAUACAGUCAAUGAAGCGAGGGAAAUUCCAAUUUGAAGCUACGAAGAAGCAAGCAGAGAUCCUACUUCCGGAUGACAUGAGAGAGGCCAGUAUUAAGGCUAUGGUAGCCUGCAAAGGAGCCACAGAUGGCAUUAAAGAUCCCUGUGAAGCAGCGUAUUCUCUCCUUAAGUGUCUCCAUUCCAAUCACGAGGAUUUCUUUUUCCCAUAAAGGACGUAAAUUGGAAGUUAUAAUUUUAAUUUUAAGUCAGUUAAUUUUAUUCUUGUGUCAUUGUCUUUCCGGUUAAAAAUAUACUUUAUGUAGGUAUUAAUGCAGGAAGUAGCAAAUUUAGCGAAAUAAUAAAAAAAAAUUGAGGCACAGACAUAUAAAUUAAAUAAAGUGACAA